AUGACGCCCUCUCUCCCCGUCAUCGUCAUCGGCAUCAUCCUCAUCCUCGGCGCCCCCAUCCUCCUCCACCUCCUCCUGUCCUCCUCCUCAACCUACACCACGCCCCCGAGCGUCCUCCUCCUCGGCCCCGACAACGCCGGCAAGACAGCCCUCCUCACCCUUUUCGAGCGCGGCUCCCAGCCCGCCGCCACGCACACCUCCCAGGUCGCGCACUCCAUCGAGCUCAACGCCUCCACCGACUCCGUCACCAGGAGCUCGUUCCGGAACCACGACGACGCGACGGGCACGCACACCAAGUUCUUCCUGGUCGACACCCCCGGCCACGGAAAGCUGAGGAACGUCGCCAUGGGACGACUCGCGCGCACGGAAAAGGUCAAGGCGGUCGUCUUCAUGGUCGACGCCGCCGCUCUCGGCGAGCAUGACAUCCUUGCGCCCACCGCCGCCUAUCUCUACGACGUCCUGCUGUUUCUGCAGAAGAAGGCCACGUCCAAGGGCAAGGACAAGGCCUCCAUCCCGGUCCUCAUCGCAGCCAACAAGAUGGAUCUCUUCACCGCGCUGCCUGCCACCAUGGUCAAGUCGCACCUCGAGGUGGAACUGUCCCGCAUUCGCGCCUCCCGCAGCAAGGGCCUGCUUGACUCGGGCGUCGGCAUGGACGAUGUUGGUUCCGAGGAGCAGGAUGGCUGGUUGGGCGAGUAUGGAUCGGAGAAAUUUACUUUCCAGCAAAUGGGCGAAUUCGACAUCAACGUUGAGGUGCUGCCCGGCAGCGUCUUGACGGAGGAGCCUGGUGCCGACAAGUGGUGGUGGUGGAUCGCUCAGAGGAUAUAA
This is a messenger RNA of Trichoderma reesei QM6a, 825 nucleotides long. RefSeq names its product signal recognition particle receptor, beta subunit. The transcript has a single exon. The coding region runs from base 1 to 825 and encodes 274 amino acids. NCBI's taxonomy places the organism in Eukaryota, Fungi, Ascomycota, Sordariomycetes, Hypocreales, Hypocreaceae. The record is from RefSeq and is a predicted model, not a curated record.